UUAGGAAACUGUGAUCUAAAGAUGAACUUUUGAUAUAUUGUCCAUACAGUUCUGGACUGUAUCUACUUGUCCGUCUGCCCAUCUUCUUGUGUUUCCGAGCACCGACACGUUUUCCCCGCACAAGUUACACACCUUUUGCCCCUGAAGCCAAUCUAUUGAGAUGGAGCGUGUGAUUGGACUUGUUAACAAGCUGCAACAGAUAUGCACAUCGUUGGGCGACAACGCGCUUAGCCCGCAAAGCAUUCUCUGGAACAAAUUGCCAACUAUUGUCGUUGUGGGCGGCCAGAGCUCGGGCAAAUCGUCGGUGCUUGAGGCCGUUGUCGGCAGGGAUUUCUUGCCGCGCGGCACUGGUAUUGUCACGCGUCGCCCUCUGGUGCUCCAGCUUGUCAAAACUGACGACUCUAGUGCCCAGGACUAUGGGGAGUUCUCACACGCGCCAGGUCGCAAGAUUCCCAGCUUUGAGGACAUUCGCAAGGAGAUCGAGGAUGAAACCGAGAGGCACCUCCACAAGAUGGGGGGCAACAAAGUGGUCUCUCCGGAUCCAAUCUACCUGACCGUCUACUCCAACAACGUUCCCAACCUAACCUUGGUAGACAUGCCAGGCCUUACAAAGGUGCCCAUCGACGGCCAGCCGCCGAGUAUCGUGCAGGAGCUGGACGAAAUGGCGCGCCAGUACGUGAAGUCCGACAACGCCAUCAUCCUAGCAGUGACACCCGCCAACGCAGAUUUGGCGACCUCAGAUGCGCUGCGCAUGGCACGCGACGUGGACCCCAGCGGCGAUCGCACCAUUGGCGUGCUGACGAAGGUGGAUAUCAUGGACCGUGGCACGGAUUGCCGCGACGUGCUGCUGGGAAGGACGCUGAAGCUCAAGCACGGCUGGGUGGCGGUGGUGAAUCGUGGCCAAGCCGACAUUAACAGCAGGGUAUCCAUGAAGGACGCACGUGCAAAAGAGCGUGAAUUCUUCCAGGGCAAACCCGAGUAUCAGGACCUGCAGAACACGGGCACGACCUUCCUUGCGGAUAAAUUGUCCAACCACCUGAUUAAUGAGAUCAUGAAGAGCCUUCCGUCCAUCCAAUCAUACAUCGAUGAUACCAUCGCCAAGCUUACGAAAGAAUUGCAGGCACUCGGCGGCGACGUGAGUCAUAGCCGUGGCGCUAUGCUGCACAUGACAUUGCAGCUAUGCCAAAAACUGGAGCGGGCCUUCGAGCGUAUUGUUGAUGGCGGGAAGGACGGUGGCGAGAAGAUCCUGGACGUGUUUGAGAUCAAGCUCAAGGAGGCCAUCAACAAGUUGCCUUUCCAGCGGAUCCUGACGCUCAAAAACGUGCAGAUGGUUGUGAACGAGGCGGAUGGCUACCAGCCGCACAUUAUCGCGCCAGAGAACGGCUACCGCCGUCUCAUUGAGGAUGGGCUGUCGUUGCUGCGUGACCCUUCGCUCAACGCAGUCGAGCUGGUGCAUCAAAUCCUCAAGGCUAUUGUGACCCUCGCGGUCAACACGCCGGACUGCCGAGACCUGCAGCGGUUCUUCAACUUGAAAUCGGAGAUUAUCAACCACGCCGCCAACACGCUCGAGCGCCUCCGCAAGGAUACCGACGCCAUGGUUCGUACGCUUGUGGACAUGGAGGCCUCUUACCUAUCGGCCAGCUUCUUCCGUGAGAUUGUGGCUGCGGAAAGCUACGCCUACGAUCCCUCACGGCCACGGCCCGCGUUCUACACGCUCUCGGGAGAGAACCUCUUCGAAAAGCGGUACGACAACCUGCCGGUCGCGGACGCGCACCUGCAGAAGAUCAGCGACCACGUCUCCGCCUACCUGGCCAUCGUCAAGGGGCAGAUGCUGGCUACCGUGCCAAAGGCAAUUGUGCAUUGCAUGGUAAUCCCGGCGAAGGGCGGCCUGCUCAUGGCCCUCCAGGAGGAUGUGGCGGGCAAGGAGGAGCCACAGCUGCGGCGCUUAAUCAACGAGAGCGAGGAGAUCGCCGAGCAGCGCGAGAGUGUUAAGAAGCGACUUACGUUGCUGCAGCGGGCAUCCAAGGAAAUCGCGGCUUUCAUGUAGAGGAUGUAGCAGUUAGGAGGAUGAAUACAUGCGUAUUAGGGUCGUUAGGUCUGUUUUGGACUUUCCGUUAGAAGACCGCAGGGGUUUGGAAUGAGCGAAACUGUGAGGUAGCAGGCUGUAUACUGUCUAGGUGUUCUGUGUGUACAUCUCAUGGCGUCGAAGGCGCAGUUUGUGAUUGGUAGGGCGGUAGGUGCGGGCAGUAGGGCUUUCCUACCAACGGUCGUUUUUUGUCUAGCAUGAUCCGUCCAAUGCUGACUGUGAAUUUUUGACGUCUGCGCCAAGUUAGUGCAAGUCUAUAGCAACAUUUUACUUGGACUACCUGCGAGCCUUAGGCACGAGACUAUUAACUCGUCUUUUCUGGGGUUGCAACAUCUGUACUUUGCGUUUCUUUUACGCUGUAACUGCCACAAGAACUG
Messenger RNA from Volvox carteri f. nagariensis, 2463 nucleotides. RefSeq names its product dynamin-related GTPase (gene drp1). The transcript is spliced from 12 exons. Gene Ontology annotation, cellular component: cytoplasm; membrane; microtubule. The coding region runs from base 161 to 2047 and encodes 628 amino acids. The record is from RefSeq and is a predicted model, not a curated record. Gene Ontology annotation, molecular function: GTPase activity; GTP binding; microtubule binding. NCBI's taxonomy places the organism in Eukaryota, Viridiplantae, Chlorophyta, Chlorophyceae, Chlamydomonadales, Volvocaceae.